CUCUAACGAAGUGUCUGCCAUGACUCACAUUAACGUUCCAUUUAUUAUCUCCAUCCACUGACCACCGUGUAAGGUACGGUCAUGUUUAUUCUACAAUAUUAUCUAAUCGCUUCAACUUUACCGAAUAAUGAAGUGAGCAAGUUAAGUUCCGUAUAUAAAGGCGUACCAAUGUCCAGCGCAUCGGAACCUGUGUUGUUGUAUGCUCACCCGAGCAUGCAUCGACUAGCCGAACAGAUCGUUGAGAGAUGCGGUCAGAGAGCGAGAAAAUCAGAGGAAGGCCUGAGCCCUUCCAGCCAGCAACAUCUCAAGACCCCUUUUCAUAGAUCAUUUUCCAGUGCUCAAAUGGAGCCAUUAUUCAGAAGUGUGGAGUACCGAAACACAAUCAAAUGGGACAAGUUCCAAGAUGGCUUCCCAAACCUCUUCAUUGGUGAUGUGCAUUGCAUGAUGGGAAAAGACGUGAUAUUUCUUGGCAGCUUUCAUGACCCCAGCGUGAUAUUUGAACAGCUCUCGGUCCUAUACAUGUUUCCAAGAUACCUUGCUCGCUCCUUUCACUUCAUACUGCCGUAUUUCCCUACUGGGACCAUGGAGAGAGUGGACAUGGAAGGCCAGAUAGCUACAGCCAAGACUUUAGCUAUCAUGAUGUCCUCCAUACCGCUCACCGCCCGCGGUCCCGUGCAGAUCUGUAUAUUCGAUAUACACGCGCUACAAGAGAGGUUCUACUUUUCAGACAACGUCAUUCCCAGACUGGAAUCCGCCACACCUAUGAUCAUGUCUACCCUGGAAACACUGCCCGACAAGGACAACAUCGCCAUAGCUUUCCCGGAUGACGGGGCGUUCAAACGAUUCCACCUAUUUCUCUCACAUAAAUACGAUACGAUCACAUGUGUGAAGAUCCGUGAAGGGAACAAGAGAAUAGUGAAAGUGAAAGAUGGAAACCCCGACGGCAAACAUGUAGUCGUUGUGGAUGAUCUGGUACAAACUGGAGGAACGUUGAUAAACUGUGGAGAGGCACUCGUAGAAAAAGGUGCAAAAGCCGUCAGCGCCUACGUAACGCACGCGGUGUUUCCCAAUGAUAGCUGGAGGAAGUUUACAAACGGGGAUUUCAGGUUCCAGAACUUCUGGAUCACAGACUCGAUCCCCCACGCUGUGGAGAUUGCCAUGCAUGAGCCAUUCAAGCUGCUCUCUCUCUGCGAACCAAUCAGCAAGAUGUUGAUGGUGUUUGACCUCAAAAUGCAGACCUAGACGCCAUUAACGGCAUGGUGGUCACGUGAUAUUGCUUUCGAAUUUGGGCAUGGUGUUUGACCUCAAAAUACACAGCUAAAUCGACACACUUAAAAGAAGGCAAUUAGUAGCAUGAUGAACACAUGACUUUUCCUUAGAAUUGUGAGCAAUUUUUGUGUCUAUUGCCAGUAUACUCACACACUUAGAAUAAGGCAAUAAUCAGGAUGGUGAUUAUAUGAUUAGCCUUAGAAUGUCGCACAAUUCUUAAUGUAUUUUGCCAUGGUAGGCACACGUGGAUUAUCAUAAUUUAAAUUAACACUAAGUAAACCGAUUACAGAAAAUUGGUCCCCGUUAAGUACUCGUUUAGUGUCACGUUUACAUCUGAGAUGUCCACACGCUUUUAUUGUCGGAAAAGCUGUGUAAAAUGAUUAAAUCGGCAAGAUACCCAAGUAGAUUAAUCAGACAAACUAAUAUGUUGUAUUGAAGAUUUUAGUUAUAUAAACGUUAUUCGAAAAUAGUUUAUAAAUUCAAUUUAAGCGAAAUUGUUAUUAUGUUGAAGUAUAUGCUAUAUAAUUAUCUUAAUUAAGAAAAAAACAAAUGUAGACACUGAUACACACGUUGCCCUCUUUACGUAGUUUGUAUGUCAAAUACUGCUGAGCAGUACUGCAAGAGUUUAUUGCAUUCUCACAGUGAUUCAAGCUGUUCUCUAUUCGCUUUGAUCAUGUAAUGUUCUUGCUGCACCCGCAGCUUAAAGGUGAAGAUAGAUCGCCAAGCUAAAUGCAACCUUGUGAAACAUAAGUUAAAUCAAUCAAUUGUUUAGCUGUUAGUUGUUAUAAAAUGUUGAACGUGGAAUGAAUUUAUAAAAAUCGAUAAUAGUUGGAUUAUGAUUGCCUUUGGUAGUUGACUGUAGAGCAUAUCUUCGCGUAUUUGACAGGUAACCUUUAUGACUUUAUAGUUCGGAAUCUUCCUUAUUGUCUGCGUAACCUCGAAGCAUACCAGUGUGACAACAAUUACGUCCCUUAGCUAAAUUAACCAUCGUGCAAUAAAACUGCUUACAGUGCUUGGAAGUGAACAAUAAAUUUUAGACUUGAAAGUUGCAGUUAUAGAAUUAUCAUACACACACCACAUCAUUGUCAACCAGUUCGAAGUGACAAUAUCCAUAAUAUUUACUUAAGAUGAUCCUAAUUAAAAAUCACCCUUAACGAAUAGUCGUGAACACGUGAAGUAAAAAAAGAACAUUGUACACAGUAAACGAUAUUCUAUUAUUUUUCUGUGACAUUUUGCAGGUUCGUAUAUAUGCACAUUUGUACUGCCGACUAUCAAUUUUCAAUUAGUAUAAGCAACAUAUCAACAUGUUCAUUUGACCAAUUAUAAAAAAUAUUUACAGAGAGCCAACAUACAUUGUCAUAAAGCUAAACCGUCUAUCGUGAAUAGUGGAAAUGUUUUCGUCCUUCGUUCCGUAUAUGACAAUACUAAUAAUUAUUAUAUUGAUUGUAAUACAAAUUUGUUCUAGCAUUUCAUUACUGUAAUUUUCCGUCUGAUUAGCUAUGAAUAUGAUAAUAUUUUUUGAAGUCUACACAUUAAUUUUCAUAGCUAACGGUAUAUCAAUUUCAACAUUUUUGAAAUCCACCCUGGACUUCAACGAAAAGCGGUGUUGUUAAUACAUGUUAUAUAAUAAAUGUGUCAUGCUCACACUUUUGUCAGGCUUAGCAUCUAUGUAACAUACUACACGAUCUUAAGUUAUUGCAAUAAUGUAUGUGCAAUUAUAUUAAGUUGUUAAUAACUGUUCAUAGCUCGUAUAACAAGCCUUACAACAACUGAAAUGCGCACCAUUCAGUGUACUUCGGGAACAAAGUUAUGUUUAUCCAAAUAAAAGUUGCGUUUAGAUUUAUAAAAAAGAUGUAUGUUACUUUUUUGUUUUUAUAAAUAUUAUUUGUAGUAUUGUAUUUUCGUUUUAAGUGUAGCGUUAUCGUGUGUUUCGUAUUGGGAACUUUCAUGUAAACUGUUAAGUAUAAGAUUAAACUAGUAUAUAUUUU
Dreissena polymorpha is the source of this 3257-nucleotide messenger RNA. RefSeq lists its product as uncharacterized. Gene Ontology annotation, cellular component: ribose phosphate diphosphokinase complex; cytoplasm. The record is from RefSeq and is a predicted model, not a curated record. Gene Ontology annotation, molecular function: ribose phosphate diphosphokinase activity; magnesium ion binding. Gene Ontology annotation, biological process: 5-phosphoribose 1-diphosphate biosynthetic process; purine nucleotide biosynthetic process. The transcript has 9 exons. NCBI's taxonomy places the organism in Eukaryota, Metazoa, Mollusca, Bivalvia, Myida, Dreissenidae. Bases 82 to 1242 code for a protein of 386 amino acids.